Molecule: messenger RNA, 726 nt
Organism: Camarhynchus parvulus
Lineage: Eukaryota; Metazoa; Chordata; Aves; Passeriformes; Thraupidae
Gene: TNFRSF13B
Product: TNF receptor superfamily member 13B
Exons: 4
Coding region: 1-726 (241 amino acids)
Cellular component (GO): plasma membrane
Molecular function (GO): protein binding
Source: RefSeq, a predicted model, not a curated record
AUGGAUGGGCCACGAGCGGGGCAGGAUGCCAUGAGGAACUGCACUGACCAGGAGUACUGGGACACCCUCGUUUCCCAGUGCAUCCCCUGCAGCCUGGCCUGCAGGCAGUCCCUGGCCAGGAAGUGUGAUGCUGUGUGUGAGUCCAUGGACUGCAACAAGAGACCGGGAUUUUACUACGAUGAUCUGGUGAAGAACUGCAUCAGGUGCAGCUCGGUGUGCGGGCAGCACCCCCGGGAAUGUGCCCCGUCCUGCGAGCCCACGCCCGCGGCCGUGCUGGAGCCGGAGCCGUGCGCGGAGCAGGAGCCGUGGCUGGCGCUGUGGCUGCUGCUGGGGCUCUGCCUCGCCAGCCUGGGCUGCUCCCUGCUCCUGGGCUGGAGCCACCUGCGCAGGAGGGGAGAGCCCGGCUCCUGCCAGCCCAGCGCUGCCCCCUGCCACUGCCGGGAGGACCCUGCCAAAGAUGGGCUGGUGGAAGCCGCCAGCGUUGGUGAGGGGUUCACCAGCAUCAGAAUCCCAGAGCCAGUGGAAACCUGUGGCUUCUGCUUCCCUGGACAUGGCUCUGCUGUGCAAGAGACCAAAUCCUGCCCCAGCAGCUCCUGCCACCCUGGGGCUGCUCCCUCCUUCUCUGGGAUCUGCAGCACGGGGAGCGCCGGGGCCCUGCCCAGCCCUGAGGACGGCCACUUCAAAAUCAUCUGCUCUCCUGCCCAGGAGAAGACACCCAUGGUGUGA